UUGGCACCUAUAAAUAUCUGUAUGUAUACGUGUAUCUCUACUUCACCCUGUCAUCCAUUUCUGUAUAAUAAUCGGCAAACAUGAAUCUAAGUUUACUCGCAAACAGUUCUCUUCUCCGUUCCGAUUUGCCAUUCAUUUCAGCUCACACACAUCCUCGCCGAAGCAUUCAUGGGAUAUAUGCUUCACAAUUGAACUUGCAGAAGAGUGUUUCCAGUGAUAACUCACUCUCUCAACGAACCACGCCUUUGUUGGCGAUUCAUGAUAAUGCGAUUUUUAAAGUCACUGCGCUUGCCACGGCUUUUACAGCAGCAAAUUUGAUUGUAGCGCACACAGCAGAUGCUGCAAGUACAGAAAACAUUAUGGAAAUACCUGCUUCACUUUUUACUUUGGCCGACGGUGGGCUUGGUGAUUGGUUUGGGGGGCUCCUAUUUUCAGCUGGGCAGCAGGCAAAUGAAGCUGUUCAGGACCAGUUAUCAGCUCUCAGUUUUACCAGUUUGGCUGUCAUAUUUGGUGCAGGCCUUGUCACUAGCCUCUCCCCUUGCACAUUAAGUGUACUACCCCUGACUUUAGGUUACAUAGGAGCUUUUGGUUCAGGAAAAAGCAAGUCUGAGGUCGUUAAGGAUUCUUUGGCGUUUGCAUUGGGUUUGGCGACUACACUAGCAUUGCUUGGUAUAGCAGCUUCGUUUGCUGGGAAGGCAUAUGGGCAGGUAGGACAGGGACUACCGCUGGCAGCAUCUGGUUUGGCUGUUGUGAUGGGUCUAAAUCUUCUAGAGAUAGUAGAGUUGCAACUUCCCUCUUUCUUUGACAAUUUUGAUCCACGAGCUGCUGCUGCUAAUUUUCCUUCAAGUGUACAAGCAUAUCUGGCUGGUCUUACAUUUGCAUUAGCUGCAUCUCCUUGCAGUACACCAGUGCUAGCAACCCUUCUUGCGUAUGUAGCAUCAUCCAAGGAUCCAAUAAUAGGUGGCAGCUUACUUUUAACAUAUACAACUGGAUAUGUUGCACCGUUACUUCUUGCCGCUUCUUUUGCUGGAGCAUUGCAGAGUCUACUGUCAUUCCGCAAGUUCUCAGCCUGGAUUAAUCCGAUGAGUGGAGCUCUCCUGUUAGGCGGGGGUAUUUAUACCCUGUUGGAUAAGACCUUUCCAGCGACAACAAUGUCUAUGUAGAAAAUUUUAGGUACGAUGCAAUCAUGCUGUGUUGUGGUAUAACAGCAAGGACAGGGAGCAAUGUUGCAUGUGACUAAUUUCCAAAAUUGCUUGUGCUUCUUGCUUUUUAGCUGUGAUGGAGAAAAGAAAAAAGGAAAUGCGAGAGCACCAAUGGUUUUACAGGACAAUGAUCUGUAGAAUGUCACACGAUGUCACCAGUAGGUGAUUGUAUAUAUUGCAAACAACCAUUCCUCAGGUUCUGUGAGUACUUCUGUAUAUAUACUUUUCGUCGGUAUAGAAACAAAGAAGAUUUAACACAUAGAAAAUGCAUAAAUCAUAAAUCAUUCAGGUUUCCUCUUCUGUAAGUGAAUGUCUUCUGUUUUGUGCGAACGCGUUAAGCUAAUCACAUGUGAAUGCACAAAGGCGCACAUGUAUAUUUUCUUUAUAAUACCUAGAUUCUGUUAAAUUCAA
Daucus carota subsp. sativus is the source of this 1613-nucleotide messenger RNA. Its product is annotated as cytochrome c-type biogenesis ccda-like chloroplastic protein. Lineage: Eukaryota; Viridiplantae; Streptophyta; Magnoliopsida; Apiales; Apiaceae. Gene Ontology annotation, cellular component: membrane. The record is from RefSeq and is a predicted model, not a curated record. Bases 81 to 1163 code for a protein of 360 amino acids. The transcript has 12 exons. Gene Ontology annotation, biological process: cytochrome complex assembly.